Molecule: messenger RNA, 6812 nt
Organism: Protobothrops mucrosquamatus (brown spotted pit viper)
Lineage: Eukaryota; Metazoa; Chordata; Lepidosauria; Squamata; Viperidae
Gene: MED13L
Product: mediator complex subunit 13L
Exons: 28
Biological process (GO): regulation of transcription by RNA polymerase II
Cellular component (GO): mediator complex
Molecular function (GO): transcription coregulator activity
Source: RefSeq, a predicted model, not a curated record
AUGCAGGCGGAACUGACAGGCAUCAAGUGGCGUAGGUACAACUUUGAAGGUCAUGGAGAUUGUGGACCUAUUAUCUCAGCCCCUGCUCAAGAUGACCCAAUUCUCCUGAGUUUCAUCCGCUGUUUACAGGCCAAUCUGUUGUGCGUUUGGCGUCGUGAUGUCAAACCGAAUUGUAAGGAGCUAUGGAUAUUUUGGUGGGGAGACGAGCCGAACCUGGUAGAUGUAAUACACCAUGAGCUACACAUGGUCGAAGAGGGAUUUUGGGAGAACGGGCUUUCAUACGAAUGCAGGACGCUACUUUUCAAGGCGAUCCACAACCUGUUGGAAAGAUGCCUCAUGGACAAAAACUUUGUCAGGAUCGGGAAGUGGUUCAUCCGUCCGUACGAAAAAGAUGAAAAGCCCAUUAACAAAAGUGAGCAUUUGUCCUGCGCCUUCACAUUCUUCCUCCAUGGAGAAAGCAAUGUGUGUACCAGUGUGGAGAUUGCACAGCACCAGCCGAUCUACCUUAUCAGCGAGGAACACCUUCACAUGGCCCAAUCUUCUCCUAUGCCUUUUCAAGUGUUGAUCAGUCCGUAUGGCUUAAGUGGUACUUUAACGGGUCAAGGUUACAAAAUGUCCGAUCCGGCAACCAGGAAGCUAAUUGAAGAAUGGCAGUAUUUUUAUCCCAUGGUGCUGAAGAGGAAGGAGAGCGUGAAAGAGGAAGAAGAGCUGGGAUACGACGAUGACUUUCCUGUGGCAGUAGAAGUCAUUGUCGGUGGUGUCCGAAUGGUCUACCCGUCUGCCUUUGUUCUUAUCUCUCAAAACGACAUUCCCGUGUCCCAGAGCACUUCCACCCCAGGAAGCCACAGCAGCGUGGCCCAACCAGGAGCUGGAACCUUGAAAGACACCAGCGGUUGUGGAAUGUUGCUCACACCACCCACUUCUCCGGAGCAGACUGUCAUAGGCGACAGCGGAGGCAUUCCAGCCAUCAUCAGUCAUUCAGCAGCCCCAGAUGGAAUGGUCGCCAUGCAGAGUCCCAAAAAAUCGGGGAAGAUCCCGCCCAAAUUUCAGAACUGUAUGGUCCACCGAGUUUGGAAAGAAUGCAUCCUCAACAGGACACAGUCCAAAAGGAAUCCAGUCCCCACUACCAAUAUGGAGGAAGACGCACCCAUCAACUGUAUUUCUUGGGAUUUUGUUGAUCCAGCCCAAAGAGUCUCCUGCUCUUGUUCCAGGCACAAACUCCUCAAGCAACGCUGUGCCGUGGGUUCCAGCCGUCCACCCACGAUAUCACAGCCGGGCUUCGGAGGGGGAACCUCGUCCUCUUCCGCCUUGCCCCCUCCCGCCUCUAAGCACAAAACCACCGAGAGGCAGGAGAAGUCGGAGAAAGUUCAGAAGAGGUCGUUGCUGCCGUUUCACCAUCGUCCCUCGGUCACCGAAGAGCUGUGCAUGGAGCAGGACCCUUCGGGGCCGAAGCUGGCCUUGGCCGGGGUGGAACCCUCCUUAGAAGCUGCUAGUAAUAGGAAGUACGAGAAGCCGCUCUCCCUGCCUCCCAGGCACCCGAGGAAGCCAGCCCAUUCGGAUCCUAUGGAUUCCCCCCGUUCCCCCAUCUCUCCUCUACCCCCAACCCUCAGCCCCCAGCCCAGGGGGCAGGAAACCGACAGCUUGGACCCACCGUCCGAUGCGGUGAAUCCGGCCCUCUACAGCAACGGAUUAGAACUCCAGCCCAUCGCCAGCGCUGAGGACCGGACCGUCCUGGCCGGUCCAAGGUUGCCUCUGAUGGCCGAAGUCAGCGAGACGGCGUUGUAUUGUGGCGUGGUGCACAACCAGGAGUCGCCCAACAAGUGGCAGGGAUACUCUCUCCCUCUACCCAGCGAUCUCGAAUUCAGACCUCCGGAGCUCCAGGGGGAGAUCCAGGACGUCAGGAUGGAGGCGUCGUCGUCUGAAAACAGCGCACUGAAAAGGCUCUUAGCACAACCUAAUAAAAGAUUUAAAAUCGUGGAGGAGACCCUACCUGUUCCAGCAGUGAAUUACCUGGACCCCUUACCGCUAAUUCCUCAAUCUGGUGAAUGCUUGGGAGAUGCCACGGAUCCGUACACGUUUCAGGAUGGGGACAUCAAAUACAGCUUCACGGGCACUAAAAAAUGCAAACUUGGGACUGAUCGAGAAUCUCUGAAGAAGAAUAAGCCAGAAGAUGGAACUGCAGCUAAAGAGCUGGCUUCAGGAGGCCAUUCAACCACCCUGCCAGAUGGGAAAGAUGCAAUGUCUAUCUUCAGUUCUGCACCUAAGACAGAUACGCGGCAAGAUAAUUCUGCUGGCCGAGCUGGUUCUGGCAGCUUAACACAAGUCACUGACUUGGCUCCUUCUCUCCAUGAUUUGGAUAAUCUCUUUGAUAAUUCAGAUGAAGAUGAGCCUGGCGCUGUCUCCCCUCCCCUCCGAUCGUCAAAAAUGCCAGCGGUGGGAGCUGAAGAGCGGCAUCUAAGCAAGGAUGCAAGGACAGCUGUUCCUUAUCCUCCAACUGUUGCCGAUCUGCAGCGAAUGUUCCCCACCCCGCCAUCCUUAGAGCAGCACCCGGCUUUUUCACCCGUCAUGAGCUACAAAGAUGGCAUCAGCUCAGAGACCGUCACCACGCUGGGGAUGAUGGAGAGCCCGGUGGUCAACAUGGUGGCGACUCAACUCACCGAGUUUAAAAUGGAAGUGGAAGAUGGCUUGGGCAGUCCAAAGCCAGAAGAAGUCAAGGAUUUUUCCUUUGUGCACAAGGCAUCCACGUUUCAGCCCUUUAUGGGUUCUUCUAUGUUUGCCCCGUUGAAGAUGCUUCCCAGCCAGUGCCUGCUCCCACUGAAAAUCCCCGAGGCCUGUGUCUACCGGCCUUCUUGGGCUAUUCCUCCCAAAAUUGAGCAACUUCCUUUACCACCUUCAGCUGCUUUCAUCAGAGAUGGUUACAACAAUAUACCCAGCGUUGGAAGCCUGGCAGAUCAAGACUACCUUCAAAUGAACACUCCACAAAUGAGCACUCCGGUCACACUAAACAGCACUGCGCCUGCCAGUAACAGCGGGGCAGGGGUGUUGCCGUCCCCGGCCACCCCUCGCUUCUCUGUCCCCACCCCGCGCACACCCAGGACUCCACGGACACCGAGAGGCGGGGGCACCGCCAGCGGGCAAGGCUCAGUGAAAUACGACAGCACGGACCAAGGCUCGCCAGCUUCCACGCCCUCCACCACCCGGCCCCUCAAUUCCGUGGAACCGGGCACUGUCCUGCCCAUUCUGGAAGCCCACAGCCUCUACGUCAUGCUCAUCCUCUCCGACUCCGUGCUGAACAUCUUCAAAGACCGCAAUUUCGACAGCUGCUGCAUCUGUGCCUGCAACAUGAACAUCAAGGGCGCCGACGUCGGGCUGUACAUCCCCGACACGUCGAAAGAGGACCAAUAUCGCUGCACUUGCGGGUUCAGUGCAAUCAUGAAUCGCAAACUAGGGUACAACUCGGGCCUGUUCAUUGAGGACGAGUUAGAUAUUUUCGGCAGGACUUCAGACAUCGGCCAGGUGGCCGAAAGGAGGCUGAUGAUGAGUCAGAACACCUUAAUUCCUCAGCUGGGGGAAGGCAGCAAAAGGGCUCAGGAGCCCCCCGUGAGCCUCCUCCUCCUCCUUCAGAACCAACACACCCAACCUUUCACCUCCCUAAGCUGCUUGGACUACAUGUCCGUCACCAGUCGGCCCGCGCUCUCUUACACGAACUGGAGUUACGACAGGGUUCAGGCUGAAAGCCACGACUCCUGGAACGAGUGCUUUAACGCCCUGGAGCAAGGCCGCCAGUACGUGGACAACCCGACGGGCGGGAAAGUGGACGAAGCUCUCGUCCGGAGCGCUACCGUUCACUCUUGGCCUCACAGCAACGUUCUAGACAUCAGCAUGCUUUCCUCCCAAGACGUGGUGCGCAUGCUUCUCUCCCUCCAGCCUUUCCUGCAGGAUGCCAUUCAGAAGAAGAGGACUGGCAGGACCUGGGAGAACAUCCAGCAUGUCCAGGGACCCCUCACCUGGCAGCAGUUCCAUAAAAUGGCAGGACGGGGAACCUACGGUUCCGAAGAGUCGCCUGAGCCUCUUCCGAUCCCCACCUUGUUGGUUGGCUAUGACAAGGACUUCCUGACAAUCUCUCCGUUCUCCCUGCCAUUCUGGGAGAGGCUGCUCUUAGAUCCUUACGGGGGUCACCGGGAUGUCGCCUACAUUGUGGUGUGUCCAGAAAACGAGGCCUUGCUUGAUGGAGCCAAAACUUUCUUCAGGGACUUGAGCGCAGUAUAUGAGGUGGGUGACCCUCUCCUCUCGCCUCCUCUCCUCUCCCCUUUCCUCCUCUCCCCUCCCCUCCCCUCUCCCCUCCUCUCCUCUCCUCUCCUCUCCCCUUUCCUCCUCUCCUCUCCCCUCCUCUCCUCUCACGUCCUUUUGAAAUCUUUGUCUCCCUGUUUUGUCCUUUCAGCACCUUACUUAGCUACUUUGCAACUCGACAGCAGCCUGCUGACACCCCCAAAACACCAAACGGCACCUCCACCGUCCUCCAACCUGGAGCAAACCAUGUCUGGGAACGCAGGAUCAGUUUCCUCCACCUCGGCCUGUCUUGGGUCUACGGCUCCCUCGGCUGGCACCUCUUUCAGCUCCUCAGCUAACGGGACCAGCUCUUCAGUGCCCCAGCUCCUGGCCUCCUCCUCUUCUUCUUCCUCCUCCUCCUCCUCUUCAUUGGCAUCCAGUAUUAGCCAGACAAGCACUACCUCCACUUCAGGGUUCAGCGGAGGCCUACCUCAAGGUCCAAACCCAAUAGCUGGGGCAAUUCCCUCGGAGAGAGCCCAAGGAAGCACAGUCCCCGGAGGAGACGCUGAGGCAGGCCAAAUCUCAUCGCAGCAACUGCCAGAAGGGCAGGAAAACUCUGCAGAGAGGGAGAGGAUAGGAAUUCCCACGGAACCCGAGUCUGCGGACAGCCAUGUCUACCCACCGGCUGUGGUCAUCUACAUGGUGGAUCCCUUCACCUACACCGCAGAAGAGGAGUCUUCUUCUGUCAGCUUCUGGCUUUUGAGCUUGAUGCGCUGUUACACAGAAAUGUUGGACAACCUGCCUGAAAACAUGAGGAGUUCUUUCAUUCUUCAGGUGGGUUUGCCUUGAGACAGGCAGGUGUCUUUUGGGUUGGGCGGAAGAGGAACUGACGCUGCUACCGAAGAUCGGCAUUUGCACCGAUAUAAGAGAAUAUUUGCAGCUCAAGGUUGCAUUAUGGGGUCCUUGGUGCUCUGCGAGCUUGGUAGUGGCNUCUCUGUGUGUAAUGUCCCCUUUUUGUAGCGGCCGAGUCCCAUUCAGCUGUACUCCCCUCCAUUUAUCCUGGCACCUAUCAAGGACAAACAGACGGAGCUCGGGGAGACCUUUGGCGAAGCCAGCCAGAAGUAUAAUGUGCUCUUUGUGGGGUAUUGCCUCUCUCACGAUCAACGUUGGCUUCUGGCCUCCUGCACCGACCUGCACGGGGACUUGUUGGAAACCUGCAUUGUCAACAUCGAUUUGCCAAACAGAUCACGGAGGUGCAAGGUGUCAGCACGUAAAAUUGGCUUGCAGAAGCUUUGGGAAUGGUGCAUCGGGCUCAUCCAGAUGACGUCACUUCCCUGGAGAGUCGUGAUUGGGCGCCUUGGACGGCUUGGCCACGGGGAGCUGAAAGACUGGAGCAUCCUGCUCGGAGAGUGCUCCCUGCAGACAAUCAGCAAGCAGUUGAAGGAGGUGUGUCGGAUGUGUAGCAUCUCCUCGGCAGAUUCUCCCUCCAUCCUUAGCGCUUGCUUGGUUGCCAUGGAGCCACAGGGUUCAUUUGUGGUGAUGCCAGAUGCUGUCACCAUGGGGUCUGUCUUCGGCCGCAGCACUGCCCUUAACCUGCAGUCCUCACAGCUGAAUACGCCACAGGAUGCCUCCUGUACUCACAUCCUGGUUUUCCCAACUUCGGCAACCAUCCAAGUCGCGCCUGCAAAUUAUCCCAAUGAAGAUGGAUUCAGCCCCAAUAAUGAUGACAUGUUUGACCUCCCAUUCCCGGAUGACAUGGACAACGACAUUGGCAUCCUGAUGACUGGGAAUCUUCACUCAUCUCCAAACUCUUCUCCUGUCCCUUCUCCUGGUUCUCCUGGAAUUGGAGGAGGACCGUCCUUUCAGCACAGCCGGAGCCAAGGGGAGCGUCUCCUUUCCCGGGAAGCCCCCGAAGAACUGAAGCAGCAGCCCCUCGCCCUGGGCUACUUCGUUUCCACUGCCAAAGCCGGGAAUCUUCCUCAGUGGUUCUGGUCCUCUUGUCCUCAAGCCCAGAAACAGUGUCCCCUCUUUCUCAAGGCCUCACUACAUCAUCACAUCUCUGUAGCACAGACGGAUGAACUCCUUCCUGCCCGGACUUCCCAGAGGGUUCCCCAUCCCUUGGACUCCAAAACCACAUCAGAUGUCCUAAGGUUUGUCCUGGAACAAUACAACGCCUUGUCAUGGCUGACUUGCAACCCAGCGACCCAGGAUCGGGGCUCUUGCCUUCCUGUUCACUUUGUGGUGCUCACUCAGCUCUACAACGCCCUCAUGAACAUCCUUUAAUCGCAGGGAGCGUUAAUCGGAGCUCCCCUCUCCACUCGAAGAAUCCGCCACGGCCUGCACGAGUUCAGGUCCCUGACGCGUCUGAAGGAGGCCUGAGCGGCGCUCCCAGUUUUUCUCAACAAGCAGGAGAAUCCUCUCCCGCGGGAUCGGAGUCCACCAACACGGGACACCCUCAUCUGCCUCUCUGACCAGGGUUUCAGGCAGCCGAUGUAUUACAACUUUGAGGCAGUGUUAAUUCGCCGGCUGAACCUUACAGAACU